Molecule: messenger RNA, 1516 nt
Organism: Anarrhichthys ocellatus (wolf-eel)
Lineage: Eukaryota; Metazoa; Chordata; Actinopteri; Perciformes; Anarhichadidae
Product: N6-adenosine-methyltransferase non-catalytic subunit-like
Exons: 3
Coding region: 785-1285 (166 amino acids)
Biological process (GO): mRNA modification
Cellular component (GO): RNA N6-methyladenosine methyltransferase complex; nucleus
Molecular function (GO): mRNA binding
Source: RefSeq, a predicted model, not a curated record
CCGAACCGAGAAUUUUGUGAACUGUUGCACCCCUAUUAUAUAUAUAUAAGUAUAUAUUUACAGAAAUUCCUUUAAUAGCUUGCAGUCAACAAUAUUUUGGAAUUUUGGUCUGAUGUCAAGAGUUUUAAUUGUUUUGAAUGUUUUGCUAAUGCCAUUAUCAAAAACACCAAAAAGCUUAAUGUGGACAACCUUUAAGAAAGGAAGACAGAACAUGCUUAUUGUAAACGAAAUGUUGAACAAUUAUGCGUCGUUAUCUCAAAUAGCGUUCAAGUAUUACAACCAAAGAACGAGAUGGAGACAAAAGCCAAAACAUUAUGUUUUGUGCAGAUUACUCGAACUUGGUGUACGUAAAACUGAAAGAAUCACUGGCAUUAUUGCUCUUUGAACCACGGAGUAGGCCAUGCAAUUUUCAGCAGUUCAGAAAUCAGUUUUCUUGGAAACACUGGAUUUUCUGAUUCCAUUUAUAAUAUUUAUGCUACAUGAUUUGCCAUACAGUAGAAGGGUAGGGGUAGCCCUACUCUGCAUGUACUGUGUUAAUAAUGCAGUAAUCGUCUCACAUUACUUACACAAAUAUGAACUGUCAAUAUUAACAUCUCUAUGGUGAGUGUGUGUAGUACAUCGUCCAUCACAUUAACUGUAUUUACACCCAUUUCAGUGUUUGAGGAAGUGGGGCUUUAGGCGGUGUGAGGAUAUCUGUUGGAUCAAGACCAACAAGAAUAACCCAGGCAAGACCAAGGCACUGGACCCAAAAGCAGUAUUCCAGAGGACCAAGGAACACUGCCUAAUGGGAAUCAAAGGAACAGUGCGUAGGAGUACUGACGGUGACUUCAUCCAUGCUAACGUGGACAUUGACUUGAUCAUCACUGAGGAGCCUGAGAUGGGAAAUGUAGAGAAGCCUGUUGAGAUCUUCCACAUAAUUGAGCACUUCUGUUUGGGCCGCAGGAGGUUGCACUUGUUUGGACGAGACUCGACCAUCAGACCAGGCUGGCUGACCGUGGGUCCUACUUUGACAAACAGUAACUUUAACCAAGAGAGCUACGCCUCGCAUUUUGUCAAUUCCCACCUGUCUGGCUGCACAGAGGAUAUAGAGAGGCUGCGGCCUAAGUCUCCCCCCGCUAAGCUGAAGUCGGAACGUGGUGGUGGAGCAACCAGAGGGGGCCGUGGUGGGCCAAAUGCAGGAAGAGGCGGAGACAGAGGCCGUGAAAGAAACCGGCCAAAUUUCCGUGGGGACAGGGGAGGGUUCAGGGGCAGGGGAGGGCUACAUCGGGGCUUUCCACCUCGCUAGAGCAAAGAGCUCAUGCCACCCAGACUGAUGCUAGAAAUCCCCAUCUGCUUAACUUGCAAACACAAGCUUAUUUUUAAUGCACUCAGUGUAUGCUAUGGUUAGUGUGCGACAGCUGAGAAGUUAGUGACUGUGAACAAUCUUUUUGAACUUUUGUGUUUUGUUUAUAUUUUUUCAUACAUAUACUUCAGAUUAAAUGGGUAUUGUCUGAAUAAAUAUUAUUUUCACUUUUAA